ACCAAUCGACGACAGACGUCAUUUAAAUGUCAGUCGGCUGAAGAGCGAAAACUUGUAUCCACUAUCGAUAAUAUCCGCAGUAGUUUCCAAUUUUACUCAAUUACUCUCUCACUAAGCAAUAAAGAAAUUAUAGAAGACAGAAGUCUUACCGGAUAUCACCACGAAUUUCAUCAAAUUUUUCGCAACAAUGGUGCAGAAAGGGCCUCGACCUUUGGUGCUGUGCGGUCCCUCGGGAUCUGGAAAGAGUACUCUGCUGAAGCGCCUUCUCAAAGAAUUUCCCGAUAAGUUUGGGUUCAGCGUAUCUCACACGACGAGAGGCCCCCGGCCGGGAGAGAAGAAUGGAGUCCAUUACCAUUUCACUACAAAAGAUGAAAUGCUCGCUGCCAUUGAAAAAGGUGAAUUUCUAGAAACUGCUACAUUCAGUGGGAACACCUAUGGGACGAGUAAGAGAGCCGUAGAAGAUGUUCGCCGCACCGGAAAGAUCUGUGUACUGGAUAUUGAGAUUGAAGGCGUGAAACAAGUGAAGCGCUCAGACCUCGACCCUCUACUGGUGUUUGUGAUGCCGCCUUCAAUCGAUGAGCUGGAGAGACGCCUGCGUGGACGCAACACGGAGUCUGAUGAGGCGCUGAAGCUGAGGCUCGAGACAGCAAGGAAAGAAAUUGAAUAUGGGCGGGAACCUGGCAACUUCCACAUCAUCAUUAUGAACGACAACUUGGAUAAGGCGUAUUCGGAACUGCGCGAGUUUAUUGCGCAGAAUGUGAAGGACAAAGACCAAGCACGCGACGGUCCUACGGCCACCCAGUGAACAUUUCAACGCAUGGAGUGGUUUUAACAUUUGCGGGGUUGUUUCACUUUCUGAAUCUUACCUAUGUAACUUCCGUUAAGGUCUUAAAAUAAUUUCGAUUAGCAAUUACAAUAAAAAAAAUCACAUAUGAAUAUUAUGAUAGGUAUUUCAUAAAGUGAAACUGACUUCUUAUUUUUACAGUCUCCUUAAUAUUUGCGAAAUAAAAUAGUUCUGAAACCGCGUUUUCACCUAGGACCAUUUGCAUCCCACUAACCCGGGGUUAACCAGUUAAACCUUUAACCUGUGUCAAAUUGUACUAGUAACCAUGGUAACUCCAGGUUUAAACGGUUAACCCUGGGUUAGUGGGAUGGUGCAAGUGGCGCUAAGAGUUCCGAACGAGCAAUCAUUCGUUCGGUUAAUGGAAACAUUUGCUCUAUUAGAAAAAAGGAAGAGAAAACAUUUGCUGAAAACAAAAUGUUUGCUUAGAAUUAGAACACUAAGUGAAAACGCGGUUUUACAGGGCGUACUUGUGCAUAGUUGCGUCAACCGAAGAGAUAAGAAAAUAAAAAUAAAUCGGUCUAAUAGCCUGACUUGUGUACUGUACUGGCGUUUUUCGUCGGCUAUUCUUAGUCCAGAUAUUCCUUAGUAUACAAAAUGAGUAUUAAAAAGCGCGCGGAUAUACAUAUUUCGUGAAUAUUAACGGUUACUUUAAUGAAAUAUGGAACAUCAAAGGCCGAAGAGUCUCCCUUUACCGUUUGUUUAAUUUAUUAUUUGUGUGCAUUCGUGCUAGUUAGAAAAUAACUCAAGUUUAACUUGAAUAUCAAUGCUGAUUUUCAUUUAUUUUACUAAGAGAUGAUAUUAUUAAUAUUUAUUGAUUUGCCUUUAAGUUGUCUUAUUUUUACUGAUCCACUAAAUAGUUUUCCUUUAAUUAAGUACACUCUUGACAGUUAAUUAAUUUAUAAAAAUACGUAUAUAAAAUCAGCAUUGACCCUAUAUUAACCCUUUAUAAGGCAUAAGGGUGUCAGGAAUUAUGCAAAAUUGAACUCUAUCACUUUGGAAUAAAGUUCAAAACCAGGUGGGAAAUAUAUUCCCUCUGCCGUAUAAAGGCUUAAUUGUAAGUUUAAUUGCAUUCAAUUACUUAGCGUGAAUGAAAUACGGUGUCGCGUGCAGUACGGAUCAAACGAAGGACCUUAUGUAGACCCACCGAAAAUUAAUAGUUUCAAAGAAAAGAUAAUUUGACGAGUGUACGGAAUGCACUCUUCAAAUGACAUACCUACCUAUUGCUAUUUAAACUUUCCAUUAUAAUUGUAAGAUAAGACAAAUACUUGGUAAUUUAUGCAUGCUAUGUAACUGAAAUGCGUAUUUAUUUAGGAAUUCAUUAAAAUGUCGAAUGAAACUAAAAAGUCUGUCACAGCGGACUUAUUAUAUUCUUUCGACAAUUUUGUUACAUUAAUAAUUAAUGUUUCCCAAACGUUUGCCCCAAAAUGUACCGAUAUUUGGACAAUUAUUGUUAAAGAGAAAUGUGGGAGCUCUUAACGUAUAAAACUCAAUUAGGAUUAACUAUUCAACUUUGCUCUAGAGCAGAUAUUGUUUACAAUUACAUAGAAAGUCCUGAAAAUAUUUAUUUUAUAGUCAUGUUUGAGCAAACCAUUAUUUUGCUCUCACUAGCCAGUGUAGAGGGUAAUAAUCGUGUUUACGUGCUUAGGUUAUUUUCCACAUAUUGUUGUAAUUUAUUACUUAAACCAUAGACAAAUAUAUAAUAAUAUUAAGAAUGCACAUAGUGAACAAUAUUGUAGGUGUGUUUAUAUGACACUUGACUUAUUAGCGCUGCACGUCGCCAUACAUUUUGUGAUAACUAUUAGAUUGUCAAAAUUUGUCUAUAUUAUUCCACAAUUUUGUUCACCUUAUUAUUCCUAGUCUGCCUACAUUUAAAGCAGGCGACUGACGAGCCUUCCAAAUGGAUUCAUCCAAAUGGAUGGCAUCCUAAUAUUAAACAUUGUACGUUUUUUACAUUCACAGACUGAUUUUGGAUUGCAGCCACGCUAUUUGGACUGUUGGAAGGCUCGUCAGUGGCCACCUUAAGGCCUUUUUGCACAAGUUGAUUAGUGUUUAGUAUAAGUUCACUCAUACAUUUGCUAUUUGCGUUACUUAUUUUCAAUGCCAUGUCAAACACAAAAAGCUGCCACUCGGACGCCACGUCACCGAAGUGUCAAAAUUGAAACUUACUUCUUUGAACUUUAUGCAUAUGCACGUAGGUCUAUGUUGGUCUGUGGUCUGUGACCGAUUACUCCGUAUGGCGUUGGACCUGCGGUGCGGAUAUAUCGGUCAUUGGCGUCCAAAAGGUUUAUGGCAAAUGUAGGUAUGAAAACUAAUCAAUGUGUAAAUACUUAGGCCCUUAGCAACUUAAUUGAUUAUUAGGUAUUGUAAGCAAAGUUUGACAUACAAAUUUUUGCCAACUACCUCUAUGAAAACAUGAGCUAAUGAAGAUUUUAAACAUUUGUACCAAAUUUUGCAUAACGGAGAAUCCUGUAAUAACGACAACGCGGUCGUAAGCUGCCAUGAUAUUUCAAAAUACGUAGUAGUUAAAGUAGUGUAGCUAAAAGCUAUAUAGUUAGUGGGUCAGACUCACGAGUAAAUGUAUGUGUGUAUGUAGGUAUUGCAUUAGAUUAACCACAUUGAUUGUCUCUGUCAUUAAAUUUAAGAAAAAAUGUGCAUUCCUUCUACAGUCAUGAUAUUAUUAUGAUCAUGAAUAGGGUUCAUAACUGCCGGUUGCUACUAAAAGGGCACAUAAAACUCGGUAACUUAUAAUCUUUCAUGUAAACAUGAUCAGGAUCUGAGUAAUUUAUUUUAAUAAGCAGUGUUCAGUAAUACAUUUAUUUACUUAUGUUAUAUACGUGCUCAUUUAUUAUUUUUUGAGUAUAUAAUAAAUAACUGAGGUCGAUUAAGGUGCCAAAUAUAUAAAAGAACUUCGGUCCUAGUUUAUUUAUAUUCUUAUUCAUCAUACGUUACAUCGUGUAGCGUAUUUAUGUUUUGAAUACUUAAAUUUGUAAAAAAAAUAAUUAAAAGUAAACAUUCCAUCUUAUUAUGAGAUAUUCGUAAUAUAAUAUACCUAAGUGCAAUAAACAUACCGCAUAGGGUUCAUCAUCGCGGCAUAAUAAGUAAAUAAUUUAUUAUUUUUCUUCAUAGACCUCCGUGGGCUGUAAGGAGUGAAAACUACAAGGAAUUAGUCGCCGCUUCA
This is a messenger RNA of Cydia fagiglandana, 4022 nucleotides long. RefSeq names its product guanylate kinase. The record is from RefSeq and is a predicted model, not a curated record. Gene Ontology annotation, cellular component: cytosol. The transcript has 5 exons. Gene Ontology annotation, biological process: purine nucleotide metabolic process. Gene Ontology annotation, molecular function: GMP kinase activity. Bases 188 to 805 code for a protein of 205 amino acids. Lineage: Eukaryota; Metazoa; Arthropoda; Insecta; Lepidoptera; Tortricidae.